Saimiri boliviensis boliviensis (Bolivian squirrel monkey) is the source of this 1814-nucleotide messenger RNA. RefSeq names its product IQ motif and ankyrin repeat domain-containing protein 1. NCBI's taxonomy places the organism in Eukaryota, Metazoa, Chordata, Mammalia, Primates, Cebidae. The record is from RefSeq and is a predicted model, not a curated record.
CCUGCAGGCCUAUCUGGCCCUGGUGCGCCGGGAGCAGGAGGCCGCGCGGCGGCGGCGCGAGCAGGAGGAGGCGGCGCAGCGGGAGCGGCGGGAGGAGCUGGAGCGCCGCCGCCGCCUGCUGGACGCCGCCUUCGACGGGGACGUGAGCGAGAUCCGGGCGGUGCUGCAGGAGGUGGAGCAGCUGCUGACCCGCGAGGGCGUGGGCCACGACGAGGCGGGCAAAGCGCGGCGGCUGCAGCGACGCGUGGCCCUGGUGGAGUGCGAGGACAGCAGCGGGAACACGCCGCUGUCCGAGGCGGCCGCGGGCGGGCAGCCCCUGGCCAUCCAGCUGCUGGCUGAGCUCGGUGCCAGCCCCAACAGCAAGGGCGCCUUCGGUCGGACGCCGCUAUACCGCGCAGCCUUUGGGGGCCACCUGGAAGCCGUGGAGGUGCUUCUGAAGCUCGGAGCAGACCCACGGGUGUACGCAGAGGACGGGAGCACCCCUGAGCAGGUGGCCUCGCUAGAUGCGGUGGUGAGCGUGCUGCAUUCGUGGGACCUGAGCCUCACAGAGGCCAUGCUCCAGAACAUGGAGGCAGAGCAGCAGCGCCGGGCCCGGGAGGCCCAGCGGCACCAGGAGGCCGAGGCUGAGUGGUGUGGCGGGCAGGAGGGGUGUGGGAGGUGCUGGCGGGGAGCGGGGACGGCGGACGCUGGCAGGGACCUCUGCCCCAGCUCCUUCCCGUUCCCUAGCCUGACCCUCAAGGUCCAGCAGCUGGCCAGGGAGCAGCAACAGUGUUCCAAGGAGCUGCAGCAGGCCUACUGCGAGCUGAGCCGGAGGAUCUCAGAGCACGACCAGUGUGAGCGGAGGCACGCGGACAAGACGAAGCUGACGCUGCAGGCCAUUAAGGACGCAGAGGACCAGGUGGACAGGCUGCAGCAGGAGGCCCAGAAGGCUGAGGAGGCGCUGGCUCUGGCCAGACUGGCACUGCGGGAACAGAUGCAGGAGGGUGAAGAAGAGGUGCAGGGGCUUAAGUGCCAGGUCACGGAGCUGCAUGACGUGCUGAUGAAGGACGUGGGCGACCGCAUCCGAGCGGACGGCCGGUCAGUGCUCCCGGCCGGACGUGGUUCCAGGCCGCUGGGGUUUGGACAGACGGCACCGACCUCACGCUGUCCCCAGGUGGCCUCUCGUCAUCGACCCUUCGGGCCAGGCGGCUACCUUCCUGCGCUACCAGGACACCAACUAUGUGGACACGGUAAACCCGGAGCACCUGAGGCCGGAGAGGAUGCGACUGGCUCUUCUGGGGGCUCUGCGGUGAGGCAGGCGGGGCGUCAGGUACAGCCACCCCACCCCCGGCCCCACCCCGCCUCAUCAGCCUCCUGGGGCAGGUACGGGAAGCCGCUGGUGUUCGACCUGCGCGAGGUGGACCUGUUCCCAGCCGUGCAGCGGCAGCUGGAGGCGGUGCAGCCCGGCCUGGCCCAGGCGCUGCUGAGCCGUGGCCUGCUGGAGCAGGAGCGGUACCUGUCGCUGCUGCGGCCCACGGACGAGCCCGAGUACAGCCCCACGCAGUUCCAGGAGGCGCGCCUGGAGCACUUCCGCGUCUUUUUCGUCACCAAGGCCCAGUGGCCGCCGGCUGAGCAGCUGCAGGUGCUGCUCCCGGUGCGAGUGCAGCUCCCGGGCACAGGCCUCUAGCGCCGGCUCCAACCCCAAUAAAGCGUGUGCCCCGGGGCGCGGUGCCGCCUGUGCUGUGUGUGUGAGGGGCAGGGUGGCCCGUGACUCCGACCGCGGACACAGAUGUGCAGACCCCUGGGGGACCCUGCUGGGGACGGGGAGGCGCAGC